Messenger RNA from Suricata suricatta (meerkat), 3725 nucleotides. It is a transcript of the gene CA12, whose product is annotated as carbonic anhydrase 12. The transcript has 12 exons. Bases 195 to 1268 code for a protein of 357 amino acids. Gene Ontology annotation, cellular component: plasma membrane. Lineage: Eukaryota; Metazoa; Chordata; Mammalia; Carnivora; Herpestidae. Gene Ontology annotation, molecular function: carbonate dehydratase activity; zinc ion binding. The record is from RefSeq and is a predicted model, not a curated record.
ACCUCCCGGAGGCAGGGCGUUCUCCCCCGCGCAGAUGACAUCACGUGGUUGGGGCUGAGUCGCCGCAUAAAAGCAGCCCGCGGGGAGCCGGGGGCCCGAAGAGCAGACGCGCUCGCAGGGCGGCGGGGCUGCGCGCACACGGUCCCCAGCGCGGAGUGGCCGGAGCGGACGCCGCGGGCGCCCCGCGGCCAGCGAUGCCCCGCAGCGUGCACGCCGCCGCCGUGCUCCUGCUCCUGUGCUUAAAGGAACCGCCGGCCGGCGCGGCCCCGCUCAACGGAUCCAAGUGGAGCUAUUUCGGUCCUGAUGGGGAGAAGAGCUGGUCCAAGAAGUACCCGUCAUGUGGGGGCGUGCUGCAGUCCCCAAUAGACCUGCACGGUGACAUCCUCCAGUACGACGCCAGCCUCCUGCCCCUUGGGUUCCAAGGUUACAAUGUGUCUGCCCACGAGCAGUUUCUCCUGACCAACGAUGGCCAUUCAGUGAGGCUGGACCUGCCCCCGGACAUGCACAUCCAGGGCCUCCGGUCCCGCUACAGUGCCGCGCAGCUGCACCUGCACUGGGGGAACCAGAAUGACCCUCACGGCUCCGAGCACACUGUCGGUGGGAAGCACUUUGCCGCUGAGCUGCAUAUUGUCCAUUACAACUCGGACCUGUACCCCAACGCCAGCGCCGCCAGUAACAAGUCAGAAGGCCUCGCUGUCCUGGCUGUUCUCAUAGAGAUGGGCUCCUUCAAUCCAUCUUAUGACAAGAUCUUCAGGCACCUUCAAGAUGUAAAAUACAAAGGCCAGGAAGUGCUCAUUCCGGGUUUCAGCAUUGAAGAGCUGCUUCCUGAGAGGCCUGAGGAAUACUACCGCUACAAAGGGUCCCUGACCACACCUCCCUGCCACCCCACAGUGCUCUGGACAGUUUUCCGGAACCCUGUGCAGAUUUCCCAGGAGCAGCUGCUGGCUUUGGAGACUGCUCUGUACUGCACACACGAGGACGACCCGUCCCCCAGAGAGAUGGUCAACAACUUCCGGCACGUCCAGAGCUUUGACGAGAGGCUGGUGUAUAUCUCUUUCCGACAAGUGCAAGACCUUACCUACACAGGACUGAGUCUGGGCAUCAUCCUUUCAGUGGCCCUGGCUGGCGUUCUUGGCAUCUGUGUUGUCCUGGCAGUGUCCAUUUGGCUUUUCAGAAGAAAGAAGAGUAGCAAAAAAGGUGACAACAAAGGAGUCAUUUACAAACCAGCGAUCAAGAAAGAGACCAAAGAGACCGAAGCCCAUGCCUGAGGCCCCAGAACUCUCACGAAUGUCCACGGAAGGACUUUGUUUUUGGACACUACACACUGUGGCUCCUGAGGCCCUUGAAACACCUGAGGGUUCUUUGGAGUGCAACCCACAAUCACUCCAGGGCCAUGGGGGGCUUCUAGGUGGGUGCCCUGUGCGACGCACGGAUGGGAAAAACUCACCAAGGAAGCAGGAACAUUUGAGUCUGCUUUGGCUGUGUGGACCAUCAAGUUGUCUGGAUUCUGGGGGCACAAGCCAAGUCACUCACUGGGGGCUGUUAGUGGUCUUGAAAUACUUUUAUCCAGGGAUUCAUUUGAGUGUGAUUUCAAGGAUCCUGGAAAUCCUGCUUCUAGUCGAAGCUUUCAGACCUGGAUGUGUACUCUCUGCUUAGGAUUUGUUUUUUAGACUCAGUUUCUUUCCUCAGGGAAGGGGCUGUUGUUCUCUGAUUUCCUUCUGCUAUGACAAAACCUUUGGUCUGAUCUUACAGUUGGGAGGAAGAAUGAUACAGCAAGAGUCAAGGUAUCAUAGACAAAACAAGAGCUAUUCUUUGAAACACAGUAGGAGCAUUUCCAAAGUCCUGCACUUUGGUUCAAAUGCACUGAAGGGACCUGCGAAGGAGAGAAUGAGAAGACACCUAAGGUCUGCAGGAACCUCACUUUGCAGUGAGAACUGAAGUCAGAAGUUGUCUAUCAAGUCCUGAGAAGGACAGAAUAUUAAGGCCAAGCCCAACCUCCAGUCAGCAGGGCAGUUAUGCUCUGUACUCUAUACACUUUAAACAUGAUUAGGCUUUUCCUUGAAAAUGUAUUGUUGCUUUCUCUCUCCUACACAUGAGUUCUGAGAUGACCCAAACUGCUUUUGAAUCUAGAGGAAACAGGCAGAAGCAAAACGAUUGAAGAGCUUUGUCUCUUUUGUCCAGAUUUUAUUUCUGCCCCUUCCGUGGUGUCCUGAGUGCCUAUCUGGAAUUGGGACUUACCUACUUCUCUGAUUUUGGGGACACUGAGUCACGGCUAGGUUGAAAUCUAUCUUUAAGCUAUGAAAGCAGGGAGUUAUCUGUGCAGGGUGAGGAUACUAUGGUAUUUAGGGACCAAUAAUAAUGGAAUCUUACAAAGAUUCUUCAUGGUCUUCCACCCAAGUCACAGGCAGUUUCUGAAAAGAGUUAACUCCUUCCUAGAUGUAAGAGCCCCAUGAAGAUCAGUUAGUCCCAUGGCUGUGAAAGAGCCUCCAGACCAGCCUCUCAUGGCCAGCACCUUGCAGUUCACAGAGAACUUUCUAAUUCCUGGUCUCAUUGUGACAGCACAGAAUGUCCUAUCAAAGCACACAUUUCUUUAUAACAUCUUUUUCCUUCUACUCCUCCCUCUGACUCUGAGAAGUCUUCUCCCUUCUCUACUGUCAUGACUUUUUGUAAUGAUGGCCACCCCCGUGGCUUUGUAGCUAGUCUGCUAAACAAAGUUAUGAAAGACCUAAUGGACACUCAGAUGUGUGUGUAUGAGAACUCUGACAGGUUUGGAGCCUGGGGUUGCAUCCCAGCCUUGUCAUUAGCAUGCUUGAUGCUGCUCAAAUGACAGCAGGGACAGCUCUCAUGACAGAGCCAUGGGACUGAGGGGAUGCUUUCUUGGUCUUGACCCAAAGUUGCCAAUCAGAAACCAACAUAAACCACUCCAGAGCCAUGGGAAUCUCUCCCUUGCCUUUUAUGAGCAAUUUUGUAAGAGAACAGAGAUUAUCAUACCUGGCAUGACAGUUGCUCAAAGAAAGGGAGAUCUGGAGAUCUACUGAGCCAUGAAAACUAGCAUUUCCCCUUCCCUAUGGCUGAGAAAAGGGAGGCAGGUAGAAGGCUCCAAGAAUCAACACUGUCAACUUCCAUGUGAAUCAUUACGGGACUCCUGAGGACCCAGCAGCUUUGGAACUGGGAAGCCCUUCUCCAGGUUCUCCCUCAUCCCCACCCCAGGAAGCCAGCACUGUGAUGUGUGACGCUCCUCUGCCUCACACGCCCCCGGUGGAGGGCCCGGGUGCUGUGCUGGGUGCACAGCAGGUAGAGAUCACAAAACGAGGCCCAGACUGGGAAAAGGACACAGGGAAGGCCCUGGCUUCUUUGCUUCUCACUAACAGGAUAGCCUGAGUCUCUGUGUUCUGUUACUUUAGUACCAUCUGGUAAAAAUAGUAACAACUUACACUUGUUUCCUUAAGAGGCAUUCUAGGAUUUUCUUUCAUUGACUAUUAAUUAAUCCUAGUUCGAGUUCUAGAUUCUUUUCCCCUUGCCAAACUCUCUGAAGGCCUCCUGAGCAGCGCUGGGGAGCACCAGGGUCUACAGCACCCCUCCAUCCCUGUGCCACAGAUGGAUCAUAGGCCACUGUGAUGAUGGUCUGUUUAGCACUUCUGUAUUUAUUGUAAGAAUGAUUGUAAUGAAGACCUAAACUAUAAAUAUGAGAAAUUAUAAAUAAAAUGUUUUUCAUAUCAGACUGA